Coregonus clupeaformis (lake whitefish) is the source of this 1310-nucleotide messenger RNA. RefSeq names its product glutaredoxin-related protein 5, mitochondrial-like. NCBI's taxonomy places the organism in Eukaryota, Metazoa, Chordata, Actinopteri, Salmoniformes, Salmonidae. The record is from RefSeq and is a predicted model, not a curated record. The coding region runs from base 140 to 622 and encodes 160 amino acids. The transcript is spliced from 2 exons.
CAUAUCGAGGUGGAUGUUUGCAUCUGAACUGUAGCUAAACCAUAGUGUUUGUACUGCCUUUGCCUAAACUGUGUUGCUCAGAAGUGUAGUUGUCUGUCUAUAACUUAACACAGUAUUUUGCUAAAGUCUAACGAAGACCAUGAACAACCUAAUUCGGUCAACUGUUCGCUGUCUUCGGUUGAGUUCGUCGGUCUAUCUACCGAGGCAAGUUGAUGGACGAAAUGUGUCGUUGUCAACAUUGCAGUCCUCGGCCCGGCUCAUGUGUUCGGCGCCCUUACAGAAAGACCUUGGCGAUAUGGUGAAGAAAGAUAAGGUGGUGGUGUUUAUGAAAGGGACCCCUGCCCAGCCCAUGUGUGGCUUCAGUAAUGCCGUGGUUCAGAUCUUGAGGAUGCAUGGUGUGACUGAAUAUGCUGCAUAUAACGUGUUGGAUGACCAGGAUCUCAGACAAGGAGUGAAGGACUUCUCCAACUGGCCCACAAUCCCACAGAUUUUCUUAAAUGGCGAGUUUGUGGGCGGCUGUGACAUCCUCCUACAGAUGCACCAGAACGGAGACCUGGUAGAGGAGCUCCAGAAGCUGGGGAUCCGCUCUGCACUGCUGGACUCUGAAAAUGAAUCCAAGUAGACAAACCAGUCGGUCGGUGUCCAGUCCAGAGAAAGCUAGAGGUUGACUGUAUUGGCCAGACUCUGGUCGACUUUUAGGCUCUAUACUUGUGUAGAUCUGAAAAGAUUGGUUAGAUGUACUUGUAAGCCAUAUAGGGGAAGCUCUACCUUGUAACCCUCAUAGUGAACGUUCUCAGAAGAGGUCAUUCAAAAGACACGUGCAAGGUGGAGCUACUAGAAUGUUGUUACAUACAUUUUAGUCAUUUAGCAGACACUCUUAUCCAGAGCGACUUACAGGAGCAAUUAGGGCUAAGUGCCUUGCUCAAGGGCACAUCAACAGAUCAGCUAGUUGGAUCGGGGAUUCAAACAAGCGACCUUUCGGUUACUGGUCCAACGCUCUUAACCGCUAAGCUACCUGUUGUGUGUACAUAUCCAACCAUUUCAGAUCUACACAGGGGGAUAGGGGCGAAGGGUUGAUUGGGCAUAUGAAGUGGUGGCUGAGCCCCAGUGUCCCUUCCACAAGCCCUAUAAGGUGUGUGAUACUAUAGAACCUGCUGAGGACCAAACUGCCCUCAGGUGACUAGGAUAUGAGAUGUCAAACCACCACCCAGAUUAUCUCUCCAAAACCCACUGCCUGUACAGUGCCUUCAGAAAGUAUUCAGACCCCUUGACUUUUUCUACAUUUUAUUAUGUUACAGCCUGAAUUUAAA